AUGCGCCUGACCUCGGUCCCAGACGUCCCUCGAUACCCUGCCCCUCCCCUUUCGGACGCGGUCCUGAUCGCCAUGAACCGCAUGCCUCCUCCAGAGGGGCAUCAUGCGCCGCCCUCCGCGCAUGCCGUCUACGAGCAUGCCUGGCCGCGCCCGCCAUACCCCCCAUCCUUCGAACAUGCGCCGGACCGCCGCCCCGCGAGCACCCAGGCCCCGCUGCCUCCGCAAGGGUACCCCCAGCUUGCCCGGACCCCCGCCCCCCCGGCGCAUCCACAAGACCCGACCCCUCCUCCGCAUGCGGGCUAUCGGCCCCCGAUGAACGGCGCGCCGCACGAAUCCUCGCCGCAUUCUGCGCCGCCGGAGUACCGCUCGCGCAUGAGCUUUCAGGCCUCGGAGCCGCCUGGCACCAACGAGUCGACUCCUCCGUCGGGCCCGCUGCCAUCCACGUCACAAUUCAUGCCGCCUGGGCCGCCGGUGCCGCCUGGGACACCGGGUCCGUAUGAUCAGGGCUAUUAUCAGAACCCAGCUUUCGGAGCUCGUCAGCGAAAGGCGGCUCGUGCCCAGCAGGCGUGUGAUCAAUGUCGAUCGAGGAAGGCAAAGUGUGACGAAGGACGGCCGGCGUGCAGUCAUUGCAAGGAGAAUAACUUGAUGUGUGUUUAUAAGGAGGUGCCGCCCCAUAAGCAGGAGAAGAGUGCACAGUUGGUCAUGGACCGGAUUUUGGAAUUGGAGGAUAAGAUGACCGAGAAGUUUGAGAGUUUCAACAAGAUCUGGAAGACACAGGAGAGCGCAUACAAGGAGAUAAUGGCUCAACGUCAGGAAAUGGUGACUCAGCGCCAAAUGAUUGCCGACCUUCUGUCCGCAAGGUCCGCAGACUCAUCACGAUUGCCUGGCUCGCAUGCCAUUGCGGCUCUGCCGGCCGCUGCGGCUAUCACGGUUCCCAUAACCGCGUCACAGCAAGAAACAUUAAUGAAGACUGAAUCUGCCCCCACAGAUCUUUCAGAGGAGCAGCCAGCUUCGACUUCAUUUUACUCUCAAGGGAGUCUUGAAGCCGGGCAUCCGUCGCUCUUGAGUUCUAGCUUUGAGGACACCGCGAAGAACGAUAACGAAGGAGAGCUAUCCAUUCCCGUGGAGCAUACAACUGCUGCUCACAAGCUUCUCAUGUGGCCGUCUAUCAAGAGAUUACUCAACGCUGACUAUGAUGAAGACUACGUGAUGAGGUUGGAGGAGGAACGGGGUCUGAUUAGUGUUUAUGGACAGGGCGAGAUCUCGUACACAGCCGACGACACACUCCUACCAACACCGCCCUUCCCGAAUGAUGACGGAGGGUUCGAUGAGAAAUAUUCAAACUCCGACGGAACAUCGAAAAUCCUUAGCGCGACCUCUCCCUCAGACGCGGAUGCAGACAUUGACCGAUUUGGAUGGCUGAGGCUAGAUGGCAAGACUGCUUACCGGUAUUUCCAGAGCUACAUGAAUCGCAUGCACAUACUGCAUCCUUUCCUGUGGCAACAUCAGCUUGAAGCAAAGGUCGAUGCUUUUAUAAGAUGUUACUGUUCUCGGACCUCGUCACCCAUGUCGGAACCGAAUACCCUGUGCCGAGAUAAGAAGCGCAAGCGGUCACACGAAGAUCUCCAAGGGAUUCGAGGCACAUCUGCCGAUUCAACCUCUGCCUCGAACCGGCCCCGCGUGGGACGUAAUAUCGAUAAUGCCAUCAUUCUGCUCGUUCUUGCCCUGGGCGCUAUUUGCGAACGCAAGUCUCCACUGCCAGGUCCAAUUAUGGACAACAAGGUCGAAGACUACCGCCAGCAGUUUAUUCCUCCACCUCUUGGACCCCUCCCACCACGACCACCGUCGCUACCACAACAAGCGAACGGCACAGCACAUGCCCCGAAUGGUGUUCUCUCCCCUGCAAACUCGGACUCUGUGCUUCCCCUUUCGUCUUACUAUGCCCCACACUUUCAGCACACCCAGACUUUCUCUUCUGAACCAGACCCCAAUCCAAACCUCUCCAGGCAGACGAUUUCCGCCACCCACGACGAGUACGGCAAUGUCAAGAACCUGCAAGUCAUUCCUGGUCUAGCACUGUAUGGAUAUGCUACCAAGAUCCUUGGUCUCCUCCAAGGUGGCGUGGAACUGUCUCAUGUUCAGGCGGGAUUGCUUGCUGGUCUCUAUGCUGGUCAGCUAGCACACCCCUUCCAAAGUCAUGGCUGGAUCUGUCAGGCGGCACGGGCAUGCCAGGUGCUUGUGCGACAGAAACGGUACGAGAGACUGCCAGAGGGCCAGACCCAGGACAUGUUCAACUUCGCCUACUGGACAUGUCUGCAGCUAGAAAGCGAUCUCCUCGCCGAGCUUGAUAUCCCCGCAAGUGGUAUUUCUCGCUCCGAAGGCCGCAUCAACCUACCCAAGGGCCGCUUCACGAUCGACAUCCCAGACGACCUCGAAGCGCCCAGCACACGGAUGAUGCUCUUCUACUCAGCACAGAUUCACCUCCGCAAAGUCCUCAACCGCGUACACACCGACCUAUACAAAGUCGACAAGCAAGGCGAAACAGGCCGCUGGUCCGCCAGCCCUCCCCGAGACAAUGAACUGGAAAGACCACGACCCCCCGCCAGGGAAAUCAACGCCGCCCGCAUGCGCGCCAAGUACUACGGCGCCCGCUAUAUCAUCCACCGCCCCUUGCUCUACCACGCACUGCACUACGGUCAGACCGGCGCGCGUAUCGGUUCCAUCCCCCAGACGGCCCCUGUCGACUCGCCGACGGGCUCGACCUCGGCCUCGCAGACUCAACAGAUGUCGCCGUCCAUAACGCACGCGUCUAACCGCGCUAGUAGUGCGCACAUGCAGCGCAUGCUGAGCGACGUCGGCGCCGCGCCGAGCAGCCUGUCCUCGUCGUUCGCGAACAGCUGGACCCCGCCUACCGUCAUCCUACGCGAGCUGCCGUCCAAGUUGCGGCGCGCGUGCAAAGUUUGUAUCGAGUCCGCGAUCCUGAGUACCGAGGCGUUCGAUGGCGUCGAGGACCGGCUCGUUGUGACGAAUAUCUUCGGCACGGCUCAUGCCCAAUUCGGCAACAUGCUUGUCCUCUCCGCAACAUACAACUCCAGCCUCUCCGAGCUCGUCGAGCGCCCCACCCUCCAGCGCCUCCUGAAGCGCACAAUCCGUUUCCUCCUACGCAGCCAGAACAUCUCGCCCACCCUGCGCGCUGACGCUCGCAUCCUCACUGAAAUCUACACCAAGAUCUUCCACCAUGCCCCGAACCUCAACGAGGCACCGUAG
This is a messenger RNA of Penicillium canariense, 3267 nucleotides long. It is a transcript of the gene clcA, whose product is annotated as putative C6 finger domain protein. The transcript has 6 exons. NCBI's taxonomy places the organism in Eukaryota, Fungi, Ascomycota, Eurotiomycetes, Eurotiales, Aspergillaceae. Gene Ontology annotation, molecular function: zinc ion binding; DNA-binding transcription factor activity, RNA polymerase II-specific. Gene Ontology annotation, biological process: regulation of DNA-templated transcription. Bases 1 to 3267 code for a protein of 1088 amino acids. The record is from RefSeq and is a predicted model, not a curated record.